Messenger RNA from Elgaria multicarinata webbii, 2275 nucleotides. RefSeq names its product heat shock protein family A (Hsp70) member 5 (gene HSPA5). The coding region runs from base 129 to 2093 and encodes 654 amino acids. NCBI's taxonomy places the organism in Eukaryota, Metazoa, Chordata, Lepidosauria, Squamata, Anguidae. Gene Ontology annotation, molecular function: ATP-dependent protein folding chaperone; ATP binding. The record is from RefSeq and is a predicted model, not a curated record. Gene Ontology annotation, cellular component: endoplasmic reticulum lumen; cytoplasm; endoplasmic reticulum chaperone complex. Gene Ontology annotation, biological process: endoplasmic reticulum unfolded protein response. The transcript has 9 exons.
GCUUCAGGCCGGGGUAGAGAUCGGCAGGGAGGGCGCAGAGCCAAGGCGCGGCGGAUCGUGCGGACGGGCAUCGCGUGGCAGUCAGAGUGUUUUUUUAGCUGGUGUGUGAGACGUAACGUGAGGACAGCAUGAAGUACCUUCUUGUUUGCCUGCUGCUUGUCGGCAGCGUGUUCGCUGAUGACGAUGACAAAAAGGAAAAUGUGGGGACCGUUGUUGGCAUCGACCUGGGAACCACAUACUCCUGCGUUGGUGUCUUCAAGAACGGGCGUGUGGAGAUCAUUGCCAAUGACCAGGGCAACAGAAUUACUCCCUCCUACGUGGCCUUCACUCCAGAAGGAGAACGUCUUAUUGGGGAUGCAGCUAAGAACCAGCUGACCUCCAACCCGGAGAAUACAGUUUUUGAUGCCAAACGUCUCAUUGGGAGAACGUGGAAUGACCCUUCCGUGCAGCAGGAUGUCAAAUACCUGCCUUUCAAGGUAAUUGAAAAGAAGUCGAAACCUUAUAUUCAGGUUGAUAUUGGAGGAGGACAAAUGAAGACGUUUGCCCCUGAAGAAAUUUCAGCUAUGGUUCUGACGAAGAUGAAGGAGACUGCCGAGGCCUACUUGGGAAAGAAGGUUACUCACGCUGUCGUCACCGUACCAGCUUACUUCAAUGACGCCCAGCGCCAGGCCACGAAGGAUGCAGGCACCAUUGCUGGAUUGAACGUCAUGAGAAUCAUCAAUGAACCUACUGCUGCUGCUAUCGCUUAUGGCUUGGACAAGAGAGAAGGCGAGAAGAACAUCCUUGUCUUUGAUUUGGGGGGCGGGACCUUCGACGUCUCCCUCCUCACCAUCGACAACGGCGUCUUUGAAGUCGUGGCUACCAACGGCGACACUCACCUGGGUGGGGAAGACUUUGACCAGCGGGUGAUGGAGCACUUCAUUAAGCUGUACAAGAAGAAAACCGGGAAGGACGUCCGCAAGGACAACCGAGCCGUUCAGAAGCUCCGACGAGAAGUGGAGAAAGCCAAGAGAGCCCUCUCCUCUCAGCACCAGUCCAGGAUUGAGAUUGAGUCCUUUUUUGAAGGAGAAGACUUAUCUGAAACCUUGACCAGGGCCAAAUUCGAAGAAUUGAACAUGGAUCUCUUCCGUUCCACCAUGAAGCCUGUCCAGAAAGUCCUGGAGGAUGCAGACCUCAAGAAGUCAGACAUUGAUGAAAUCGUGCUGGUGGGUGGCUCAACCCGAAUCCCCAAGAUUCAGCAGCUGGUGAAGGAAUUUUUCAACGGCAAGGAGCCCUCUCGGGGCAUCAACCCGGACGAGGCUGUGGCUUAUGGUGCUGCCGUCCAAGCUGGUGUUCUCUCAGGAGUGGAAGAUACUGGUGACCUGGUGCUCCUCGACGUCUGCCCUCUAACUCUGGGCAUUGAGACGGUCGGCGGAGUCAUGACCAAGCUCAUCCCAAGGAACACGGUUGUCCCCACCAAGAAGUCGCAGAUCUUCUCCACUGCUUCCGAUAACCAGCCGACGGUGACAAUCAAAGUCUGUGAAGGAGAGCGUCCUCUCACAAAGGAUAACCAUCUGCUGGGGACCUUUGACCUGACUGGCAUCCCUCCCGCUCCCCGGGGCGUCCCCCAGAUUGAGGUCACCUUUGAGAUCGACGUGAACGGGAUCCUUCGCGUCACCGCUGAGGACAAAGGCACAGGCAACAAGAACAAGAUCACCAUCACCAACGACCAGAACCGCCUGACGCCGGAAGAGAUCGAGAGGAUGGUGACCGACGCGGAGAAAUUUGCCGAGGAAGACAAGAAGCUGAAAGAGCGGAUCGAUGCCCGGAACGAACUGGAAAGCUACGCCUACUCGCUGAAAAACCAGAUCGGGGAUAAGGAGAAGCUGGGUGGCAAGUUGUCGUCGGAAGACAAAGAGACGAUGGAGAAGGCCGUGGAGGAGAAGAUUGAAUGGCUCGAGAGCCACCAAGAUGCCGACAUCGAAGACUUCAAAGCUCAAAAGAAGGAGCUGGAAGAGGUGGUCCAGCCCAUCGUGGGCAAGCUCUAUGGCAGCGCAGGGCCCCCACCCCCCGGCGAGGAGGAGGAAGCGGCGGGGGAGAAGGAUGAAUUGUAGGCCGUGGCUUCCUGAACGUUGGACACGCUGUAAAUAUUGGACUCUGAACUUUUGUUUAAACUAUUGAACUCUAGAUCUGGAAUGUGACCAGAAUCUUCACUCAAGUGGAGUUGGAAAUGCUAGCCCGAAGUGGCUGUUUACUGCUUUUCGUUAGCAGUUGAUAAAUGUCCGGGCGGGGGGGU